AUGACAAAAAAUACUUCACUUGCUAAACCUGACCUCGAUAACUCCAAUAGUGGGCAUAUUAUUGUGGUUUCAAACAGACUUCCUGUUACAAUUACUAAAAAUAAUGAAACCGGUGAAUAUGAAUAUGCAAUGUCAUCUGGUGGUUUAGUUACUGCUUUACAAGGUUUGAAAAAAACCUCUACCUUUCAAUGGUACGGUUGGCCAGGUUUAGAGAUCCCUGAUGACGAUAAGGAAAAGGUGAAAAAAGAUUUAAAGGAAAAGUUCAAUGCUGUGCCAAUUUUUUUAACUGAUGAAAUUGCUGAUUUACAUUAUAACGGGUUUUCAAAUUCCAUUUUAUGGCCUCUUUUCCAUUACCAUCCAGGUGAAAUUAAUUUUGAUGAAAAUGCAUGGUUGGCUUAUAAUGAAGCUAACCUUACCUUUGCAAAAGAAAUUAUAAAAGAUAUUAAAAGUAACGAUAUUGUUUGGGUUCAUGACUAUCAUUUAAUGUUAUUACCUGAGUUAAUUAGAGAUUAUAUCACGGAAUUAAAUGCACAUGAAAAACCAUUAGAAAAUGUUAAAUUAGGUUGGUUUUUACAUACUCCUUUCCCAUCGUCGGAAAUUUAUAGAAUCUUACCUGUUAGGCAAGAAAUCCUUAGAGGUGUUUUAAGUUGUGAUUUAAUAGGUUUCCAUACUUAUGAUUAUGCUAGACAUUUCUUGUCUUCGGUGCAAAGAGUCCUUAACAUAAACACUUUACCGAAUGGUAUCGAAUAUCAAAACAGAUUUGUAAAUGUUGGUGCUUUCCCAAUUGGUAUCGAUGUCGACACUUUUACAGAUGGAUUAAAGCAAUCAAGUGUUAUCAAGAGAAUUCAAGAACUGAAAAAAACUUUUGAAGGCUGUAAGAUUAUUGUAGGUGUCGACAGAUUGGAUUACAUUAAAGGUGUUCCUCAGAAAUUGCAUGCUAUGGAAGUGUUUUUGAAUGAACAUCCGGAAUGGAUAGGGAAAGUUGUUUUGGUACAACUUGCCGUCCCUAGUAGAGGUGACGUCGAGGAGUAUCAAUACUUGAGAUCAGUUGUCAAUGAGCUGGUCGGAAGAAUCAAUGGCCAAUUCGGCACAGUGGAAUUUGUACCAAUCCAUUUCAUGCAUAAAAGUGUUCCAUUUGAAGAACUGAUCGCCCUUUACGCCAUCAGUGACGUUUGUCUGGUUUCAUCCACCAGAGAUGGUAUGAAUUUAGUCUCUUAUGAAUACAUCGCUUGUCAAGAAGAGAAACAUGGUAGUUUAAUUUUAAGUGAAUUUACAGGUGCAGCUCAAUCAUUAAACGGUGCAUUGAUUGUAAAUCCAUGGAACACUGAUGAAUUAUCAGAUGCAAUUAACGAAUCACUGACAUUACCAGAAGAAAAGAGAGUCGCAAAUUGGGAAAAAUUAUAUAAGUACAUUUCCAAAUAUACAUCUGCUUUCUGGGGCGAAAAUUUUGUCCAUGAACUAUUCAAUGCUUCAAAGAACUCUGAUUAA
Molecule: messenger RNA, 1488 nt
Organism: Tetrapisispora phaffii CBS 4417
Lineage: Eukaryota; Fungi; Ascomycota; Saccharomycetes; Saccharomycetales; Saccharomycetaceae
Gene: TPS1
Product: alpha,alpha-trehalose-phosphate synthase (UDP-forming) TPS1
Exons: 1
Coding region: 1-1488 (495 amino acids)
Biological process (GO): trehalose biosynthetic process; cellular response to heat
Cellular component (GO): cytosol; alpha,alpha-trehalose-phosphate synthase complex (UDP-forming)
Molecular function (GO): alpha,alpha-trehalose-phosphate synthase (UDP-forming) activity
Source: RefSeq, a predicted model, not a curated record